Molecule: messenger RNA, 2236 nt
Organism: Pseudonaja textilis
Lineage: Eukaryota; Metazoa; Chordata; Lepidosauria; Squamata; Elapidae
Gene: STK4
Product: serine/threonine kinase 4
Biological process (GO): protein phosphorylation; protein tetramerization; signal transduction
Cellular component (GO): cytoplasm
Molecular function (GO): ATP binding; protein serine/threonine kinase activity
Source: RefSeq, a predicted model, not a curated record
GUCGGAGCAAGUAAAGAAGAGCUGCGAGAAAGCGGGCGGGAUGAAGCGCCGGUGACUGCCGCCUCUCUUUGAUCUUCCGCACCAUCCCGGCUCUGUCUAUCGGCCGCUGCUGCUGCUGCUCCUCCUCUUGCAGCCAUGGAGACCGUGCAGUUGCGCCACCCGCGCCGGCAGCUAAGAAAAUUAGAUGAAGAUAGUUUGACAAAACAGCCUGAAGAAGUGUUUGAUGUGUUGGAAAAACUUGGAGAGGGAUCCUAUGGCAGCGUAUUCAAAGCUAUCCACAAAGAAACAGGCCAAGUUGUUGCAAUUAAGCAAGUUCCUGUUGAAUCUGAUUUGCAGGAGAUUAUUAAGGAGAUAUCAAUAAUGCAACAAUGUGAUAGUCCUCAUGUAGUCAAAUAUUAUGGCAGCUAUUUUAAGAACACGGACCUCUGGAUAGUAAUGGAAUAUUGCGGUGCCGGAUCUGUGUCUGAUAUAAUUCGACUACGAAAUAAAACGUUGAUGGAAGAUGAAAUUUCUACAAUAAUACAAUCAACAUUGAAAGGACUGGAAUACCUACAUUUCAUGAGGAAAAUACACCGUGACAUCAAAGCUGGCAACAUAUUACUUAAUACAGAAGGACAUGCUAAACUUGCAGAUUUUGGGGUGGCUGGCCAGCUUACUGAUACUAUGGCAAAAAGAAAUACUGUGAUAGGAACUCCAUUCUGGAUGGCACCUGAAGUGAUCCAAGAAAUUGGAUACAAUUGUCUGGCAGACAUCUGGUCUCUGGGUAUCACUGCCAUUGAAAUGGCUGAAGGAAAACCUCCAUAUGCUGAUAUUCAUCCAAUGAGGGCAAUUUUCAUGAUUCCAACAAAUCCACCACCAACAUUUCGAAAGCCAGAACUGUGGUCAGACGAAUUUACAGAUUUUGUAAAACAGUGUCUUGUGAAAUGUCCAGAACAAAGAGCCACUGCUACGCAGUUGCUUCAGCACCCAUUUGUAAAAAAUGCCAAAGGAGUUUUCAUCUUGCGAGAUAUGAUUAAUGAGUCAAUGGAUAUUAAACUAAAAAUUCAGCAAGCUCAACAGCGUGACAUGUUUCAUGAUGAUGAAGAAAAUUCAGAAGAAGAUGAAAUUGAUUCUAGGACCAUGGUUCGAGCAAGGGGACAAGAGAUGGGUACAAUCAGAGCUGCUUGUGGAAUGAGUGAAGGUGCCAAUACCAUGAUAGAAUACAAUGACACUUUAGCAUCACAGUUAGGAACAAUGGUCAUAAAUGCAGAAGAUGAGGAAGAUGAGGGGACCAUGAAAAGGAGAGAUGAAACCAUGCAGGCUGUCAGACCAUCUUUCCUUGACUAUUUUGAGCAAAAGGAAAAAGAGAAUUGGCAAAACAACUAUGGAAGGCAGGUAUCUGAAAGAUGUUCCUCAGAUUGGAGAGUUCCUCUGGACGGUGAUUAUGAAUUCUUGAGGAACUGGACAGUUGAUGAACUUCAAAGACGACUUGGGACACUUGAUCCCAUGAUGGAACAGGAGAUAGAAGAGGUUCGACAAAGGUAUCAAUCAAAGCGGCAACCAAUUCUAGAUGCCAUUGAAGCAAAGAAAAGACGCCAGCAGAACUUCUGAGGAAAACCUGGCAAUAGAAUAGAUUUCCAUCAUUCCUUACAAUAAACUGUUCUACAAUAAACUGUUCUAUGACUACUGUGUAGGUGGAUUUCUAUUUCUAUUGGCUAAGCACCUUUUCUAACUCAGGUAUGCCAUUGAAUGAAGUCCUCAUGAAGAGAUCAUGCUUUGUAUGAAUGGUAGAUUUUAGAUACAUUGCAUGUUGCUUUUGAGAAUUCCUGACUUAGCUGGGAGCUAAACUUUGUAUUACAAAUCAAUAGAAAAGUGGGAAACGGAUUUGAAUAAAAUUGGUACUCAGAUUUUACAGUGUUUACAGUUCAGUUCCAAACAAUAUAUGUAUUAGUUUAACCUAUCAGAAUGUAUAGUAGAUUUUGUAUGAAAAACCCAAGUAAACAGGACAAUAAUUCUGACGUCAUGUUCUUAGAUGAGGUAUAGAAAUUCAAAUUUUUGCUUUUUCAUUGAACUGUUAAAAACAUUAUAAAAUCAGUCCUUACACUAAUCUUAUCUAUUGAUCCAAAAAACAUUCAUCAUAUUUGAUAUAUAACAACCACUUGAUGUUAAACAAUCCUUACUUUCAUUUUGCCGUAUUGGUAUAAUGAACUUUGAAAAUGAGUUAAAAAAGAAAGGUGAUUUCCAAAUAAAUUUAUGC